AUGGCUCUGUGGAAACAUCUGGAGGCUGCGAAAUCCCAUGUUUUGGUCCUCCACGGCAUCCUCGUCAUGUUGAUGAUGGUUUUCCUAAUAAACACUGUGGUAUCUCCUUACAAAGUUCUCAUGCCACUCAGUGCCCUCACACGUCGCGUAGAGGACUGGGCAAACGGUGAAUCCUUUCUGACGAUGAGUCAGGAAUCGUUGAACCAUUACGCAUGGUACAACGCCGUGGUGUGUUCAGUGGUGCUCGUGGGCUUGCUAAUUGCUUACUACCGCAUCCUUACCACGUCCUACAUUUGCAUGGAGUCCAUUGGGGACAUUUUGAUCCAACAGUCGAAGGAAAAAGAUAUGGAGCAGAGCCCGGUGAGGCUGGUGACUUUUGAUCUUGAAAUAGAACAGCCUGAAGUGGCCAAACCACGGACACGCAUGAGAAAAGUCCAUCAGGUAGGGUUGGUGACGGCGUUGUUUGCGCUUACAGUGUUGCUUUUACCCACCAUGGCCAUGAACACCUUUGCAUACAUCAUUGUUGAUGGCGACACAUUCAGACUAACCUCAGACCACGUCUUGGUGACAUUCGCCUUGUUUUUUGUCGUCAAGAUGUGCCGUGGUCUUUACUACAACUUUGCUAACAUUCCUGUUGGGUUCUCCAGGGUGAAAUUUUCUGUGUGUCAAUUCUCAAUUGUCUAUGGAGCCAUUUUGGUUAUAGCUGCCACCUUUUUCCUCUCCCUGACAAACGACGUGAUGGUAACUUACACCUACAAGGCAUAUGCGCUUUAUUUGGAGAGAGGAACACGGCCAGGUGCCGUUGCACACGAUAUUGUCAUCGAGAAUGCGAAUUACUUCACCAGUAGCUUUGCAAACUACUUGGUGGACAGCACCUAUGCUAUCAUUGAUGUCAAUAUGACCAAGGAAGAGACUUUUAAUUUGUUGCGGAAGCUGAUUGGUUCAUACAAGGAUAUGUAUAUUGACCUGUUGCAGGUGAUGUUAUUUGGAUGCAUGGUUUUUGUUCCUGGAGUGAUGGGCAGUUUGGUUUUGUUCACUCUGGAUAUUUAG
Sungouiella intermedia is the source of this 1050-nucleotide messenger RNA. The record is from the annotation of a GenBank genome assembly. NCBI's taxonomy places the organism in Eukaryota, Fungi, Ascomycota, Pichiomycetes, Serinales, Metschnikowiaceae.